UUCCUCUCUCCCUUAGGCACUGACAUGACCUUUCGAGCCGUCCAUUCGCUGCGGAGUCGAUGGGAGUUGCAUCCACAACCAAUAACGCUUGAACCGACGAGUCUAUAAAGCAAAUAUUCCGAACCUGAUCCUGUUCCGACAUUCUCAGCCCUAUGGUUCCUUCCGACGGCUGCGAUGAAUGUGUACCUGACUGGGUGGUCAAACGACGACCAUCGACCUUAGCGUUCUCGGCGUUGCCUUUUGUUCUUACCUUUAUCAUUGUAGCCGUCGCUGUGUCCCAUAAGCUCUUUCCUCUUCUGUCAGGCCCCACCCUACUUAAGGACCGCCGCGAUGCAGGUUUACCGGCGGCAUUCUCCCUGCGGGAGCGGCCCUCCAUACACAACAACCUGCGGAUUACGUCGCAGACUCUCGCCAGUGUCACAUUCUCUACGAAUAUUGCCCUAUCAGCAGUCCUAGUAGAGCUGAUUCUGUGCGAAAUAUCGAACACAGUCAACCCAGCCACUCGCACACUCGCGCUGAAGAUCACAGUCCCACUCCUCCUUUUCCUCCUCGUCAUUGCAACGCCUGCGCUAGAAAUACACUCAGUACUCGCAGGCGCGGGAUGGGACUUUGGCGGCGGACAGCGAAGGAUGGCGUGGAUAUUGGAGGCUGUAGGCUUGGUGAUAUGGCUGAUUGGCUUUUGGUAUCUCGGGAGGGCUCUCUUGGGGUCCUACCUCCAUGAGGAGUCUUAUAUCCGCGAUCACAGUAUUUCAGAGGGGUGUCUGGAGAGAAUUGGAAUAAUUGGAAUAAGCUUGAUGGCUUCUUUGGCUGGAUUCGCUGCCGUCAGCUCUAUGCGGCAGACUUUUGGGGCUAAAUAUCGCCCUGUAACCGAGUCAGACCUUUCUCGAAAACAGGCAGGCUUGGAUGCCACUAACGAUAUGCUUCUGGCGAAGGAAAGCCGUCUGCGUGCUCUUCAACGCAAGCUUUCAGACACCCCACAGGAAAGCUUCAUGACUCGUAUCAUGGGCAGCAUUCGAGGAAAUCCAGAUAUCCAAGAACGCAACACCCUUCAGCUCGAAAUACAAGGGCUUGAGACCAUGCGAUCCUCCAUUCAGAAUUCUCUUAUGGUCCUUCAAAAUCGGCGUCAAUCUCAAGUUCGCUCACAUACCGCAUAUGGCCGCUUAUUGAACGUGUUCUCUUUUAUCUUUUCCCUCUAUUGCUUUUAUCGAAUCGCCGCCACGACAGUCACAACCCUUCGCCGAUUCUCAUCACCAAAUACCAGCUUCUCAAACAGCGACCCGAUCAAUAACUUCCUCGCUAUCCUCGCAAAGCAUUGGGAUCCCACCUUGGAUCGCGUGGCCUGGAGUCGGACAAUCUCUUUCCUUCUGUCUGGGGUGAUGCUUCUCUUGUCCUUCAACAGCGUUCUCCAAACUUUCCUCCUUUUUGCCCUGGUUCUUCCAAGUAUACUCCAGCAUGCUCGAGCAAAUCUUGCCUUACUUAUAUCGCAAAUAUCGGCUACAUAUGUAAUCAGCUCGGCUCUUCUUCUACGAAGUAAUCUACCAACUGAGAUGAAGAGUGCCAUAUCGGACGCCUUGGGUGCACCGCUUGAGCCUAGAUUCACCGAAAGAUGGUUUGAGGGAUGGUUUCUUGCUGCGAGUGCAUUGACCGUUCUUGGACUUUGGAUUGGAAAAAGGAUCAAAGGAGCUGGAUGGGAUGACGACGAUGAUUUAGGAGAUUGUGACGUCGAAAUGGGGAAAAUGAGUUGAAGUUGAUUGGCAUUUUGAUUGGAGUCAUGUGGUCUUCAGAUGGUCCCGGAUAUUGUAUUAUGGGGAUUACCGCAGCAUUGGGGGUAUCGAGGACUCUGUAUUAGUACACUGUAUCGAAUAAUUGCAUUUAUUUCAGAUCCG
Lindgomyces ingoldianus is the source of this 1886-nucleotide messenger RNA. RefSeq lists its product as uncharacterized. The record is from RefSeq and is a predicted model, not a curated record. The transcript has 2 exons. Bases 153 to 1745 code for a protein of 530 amino acids. Gene Ontology annotation, cellular component: membrane. Lineage: Eukaryota; Fungi; Ascomycota; Dothideomycetes; Pleosporales; Lindgomycetaceae.